AUGACGCGUGAAGAGCACAACGCAACAGGAAGAACAGAUGAAGUCUGCACAGGAACGACACCCGCUGAAGCUGCUGGUGACACCGACGUACAAAGAUUAGCAGAUGGAGAAAGUUUUGACUCUACACAGCGUAAAGCCGCCCUUCCGACGAAACUUGGUAUUGGAGUCGAAGGCGGAUUCCCAAUGGAGGAUGAUUGCACGUCUGGAGAUGCCUGUCCGGCUGCACUGGGGCGUACGUUUCAAUACUGCCUCGCCGUAUUGCCAUCGCUGCUGAAAGUACCUGCUGGGUUUUCUUCUCCGUCUAGUACUACUAGCACAGACGGUGCAGACUUGGUGGAGCUCCUGCAUAUACAAGAAGCCUGGGAGCAGGAAUUACUGAAGCAAAUUGUAUUUCUACCGCUUGACAGCCCAGGAGUGCCGGAGAAGAUACGACGUGCAUGCGACGCAGUAGUUGAACAUCGCGGGUCUGGGGCUCCUACAGCAACAACAGGAGCAGGUGGAGCUGUUGCAUGGGAAGAGGAAGUGAAGGUCAGCAAAUAUGCGGCAACACUGGAACAAGUCCAAAACCCUCCGUCAAUCGGACCCACGGGAUGGCGUUGUGUCGACUGCGGCGCCACUACCAAUCUAUGGCUCAACCUUUCUGAUGGGCACAUCGGAUGUGGACGGAAGUUGUACGGCGUGGGCGGAGGAUGUCUCGACGGAUCGGAAGGCGCAGCGAUUCGACAUUAUCACGCAACAGGAGAGAAAUAUCCCUUGAUCGUGAAACUUGGGACUAUCACGCCUUACUCUGCGGAUGUGUAUUCGUAUGCAGUAGACGAGGACUGCAGCGUUAUUGACCCGUUGCUACCCGAACAUCUUGCGCACUUCGGUGUACACAUUCAGCAGUUAAGUAAAACAGAGAAGAGCACGAACGAACUGGCAGUGGACUGGAAUGUCCACCACGAAUGGAGUCGAGCAACCGAAGCUGACACUCACUUGCGUCCAUGCAGUGGGGCUGGCUUCGUUGGGUUGAGAAAUCUCGGAAACUCUUGCUAUGUUAACUCUGUUGUGCAAGUGCUCACGUCAAUACCAGAGCUACGAGAGAAGUAUGUAUCCUUAUUUCCAGUACUUCUAGCUGCCCUGCCUAUCAAGGGUCUAACGGGAGGCAGCAGUAGUACAGCCGGACUUAUAAGUAAUGAUUUCCUACUGCAGCACAGUAGUCUUGCAAUGGCUCUUCAUACUGAUCGCUAUCCCCUUCAAGACAGACGAAGGAAAGCAGCUAUCAUCCACCAAGCAAAAGAUACUUCGGGUUCGUUGAGUAGCAACAGGAACAACAGCGACGCCAUCAUGCAACGAGCUCCUCAACACGUAGACGAUAAAAACGAUGAUAUCUUCAAAAAAAUAGCGUACCUGGAUGCAGACAGCGUGACGCCUCAGCUGUACAAACACGUCGUUGGAGUCCAACAUGCAGAGUUCGCAACUCUACAUCAACAAGACGCAGAGGAGUUCCUUUCACUUCUUCUGCAGUGGCUUGGCUCUCGUGAUCGAGAGGCUCGUAGUAGACUACAAGAGGCGAAGCGUCGCUUGCAGCACGAGCAGCACAAGAGAGAGAUACAGUCUGCUGUUGUCGCUGCGUCGGGAUGUACAACGUCUGAUAUUACACGUGCAGAGAAAGCACUCGAAAGCAGCACUCUCGAACGCCUUUUCACAUUCGUGGUAGAGCAAAGAAUUCAAUGCAGCGCAACACAACAAGUGAGAUACUCUUACACACGUCAGCAAGUAUUAGCGCUACCAGUUCCCAUGGACCCUGCUAUACAAGAAAGAUUUGAAGAGCAGCAGCAGCAGCUGCAGGAGCAUCAACAGCGGUACAAACGACAUCGUGUUGGCGGAGAGGAACUUCGUGAAGAUGAUGCAGCUGAAGCAGAAGCUGCCAUACACAACAAAGCGUCUCUUACUUCAGGUUCAGACAAGGAGGCAGAUAACACAGAGACAACGCCGCCAAGCCUACCCACGUACAACUUCUCAGAGUGCGUAGGAGCGUUCGUGGCUCCAACGCUACUGACAGACUAUCAUUCUUCUGCCACAGGCAAAAGAGGAGAAGCCCUCAAACAAAUGAGACUCGCAAGCUUCCCACCCUAUUUGGUCGUUCACCUCAAGCGGUUCUUUGCUGACCAGCACUGGCAGGCAAGGAAGCUGUAUUGCCCUGUUCUGGUCCCUGAAGAUGUCAAUAUGGAAAACAUGAGGGGAACAGGAUUACAGGAGGGGGAGGUGGCACUGCCUGAAGAGGACGAAGGUGCUGCGUCAAAGAGACGGAGGGAUGAAGAUUUGGCUGCUUCUCACAACUGCAGUAGCGCUACACAGUUUGAUGAAGAACUUCUUGCUCAGCUGAUGUCUAUGGGUUUCACCGAAAAUGCGUGCAAACGGGCAUGCCUGGCGGUGCAGAACAGCAGUCCAGAUGCAUGUGUCGAGUGGAUUAUGGCGCAUCUCAAUGAUGAAAAUCUGAACCACCCGCUCCCCUCAAACGAAUCGUCAUCAAGUGCUACUGGUGCAACGGCUGGCGGAAAAAGAGAAGUUGACACUCGCAUCGAGGCCGCCUUACCGUCACUUAAAUCCAUGGGAUUUACGGAGAGGCAGGCACGGGCUGGUUUGCUUGCCGUGACUUCUGCUAGUGGAGACAGCAGCACCAUUCCAGCCUUUUGCGAUAGAGCGGUGGACUGGUUACUAAGUCAUUCCGAAGACUUGAACACAGCCGUCGAAACUGUGUUGAGAGAGGAGGAGCUAAAAAAGCAGCUCGAGCAGCAGGAGAAUGCGGCCGACGGUGCAGCAUCAGAGCAGGUGGAUCCUAAUAUGCCGCCACUGCAGAGAGCCUUGAGGGGGAUUGAUGAUGGUAGUGGCUGCUAUUCAUUGCACGCGUUCGUUACUCAUAUCGGGAAAAAUGCCAGCUGCGGCCAUUACGUUGGUCAUGUAAAACGUGGUGAUAAAUGGAUUCUGUUCAAUGACGAAAAAGUCGCGGAGGCCGUAAAUCCUCCUGUUGAUCUCGGAUUUUUAUUGGAUAAGGCCGUGUACAGCUCGUGCAGCUGUCAUCAGUCUGUGCAGCGGGUGACCCCCCCCAGCGCAUACGAUGGAGAACAGCUUGAUGGGCGCUAUAAGGUGUCAGCUCAUACCAACUUCCUACCACCAGUACACUGA
Ochotona princeps (American pika) is the source of this 3168-nucleotide messenger RNA. Its product is annotated as ubiquitin carboxyl-terminal hydrolase 5-like. Bases 1 to 3168 code for a protein of 1055 amino acids. Gene Ontology annotation, cellular component: cytosol; nucleus. Gene Ontology annotation, molecular function: cysteine-type endopeptidase activity; zinc ion binding; cysteine-type deubiquitinase activity. NCBI's taxonomy places the organism in Eukaryota, Metazoa, Chordata, Mammalia, Lagomorpha, Ochotonidae. Gene Ontology annotation, biological process: protein deubiquitination. The transcript has 16 exons. The record is from RefSeq and is a predicted model, not a curated record.